AUCACUGAACGGAAACUUCAGGAUGCUCGGGGCUGUCAAAAUGGAAGGACACGAACACGCCGACUGGAGCACCUACUAUGGAGAGCCUGAGUGUUACACCUCAGUUGGCAACAUGAACACCGGACUGGGAAUGAACUCUAUGAACACGUACAUGAGCAUGUCUGGAAUGAGCACAGCGGCAAACAUUACAGCCAACACUAUGAACAUGUCGUACGUGAACACGGGCAUGAGCCCCUCCAUGACUGGCAUGUCCCCAGGCGCAGGUGCAAUGGCGGGUAUGGGCCCGGGCAUGACGGGUAUGAGCGCAGCACUCAGCCCGAGCAUGAGUCCAAUGACUGCUCAAGCGCCUUCCAUGAACGCUCUGACAUCCUAUACGAACAUGAACGCCAUGAGCCCCAUGUAUAGCCAGUCAAAUAUCAACCGAUCCCGCGACCCCAAAACGUACCGCAGGAGCUACACACACGCCAAGCCGCCGUAUUCAUACAUCUCCCUGAUUACCAUGGCCAUCCAGCAGUCCCCGAGCAAGAUGCUCACUCUAAGUGAGAUCUACCAGUGGAUCAUGGACCUGUUCCCCUUUUACCGACAGAACCAGCAGCGCUGGCAGAACUCCAUCCGCCACUCGCUCUCCUUCAAUGACUGCUUCGUCAAAGUGCCUCGCUCGCCUGAUAAGCCCGGCAAAGGCUCGUUCUGGACCCUGCACCCUGACUCGGGCAACAUGUUUGAGAACGGCUGCUACUUGCGGCGCCAGAAGCGCUUUAAGUGCGAGAAAUCCACAAGCAAGGAAUCUGGCCGGAAGUCGUCCGAACCUGGUUCACACAGCAGCUCCGAAAGCUGUAACGGUAACGAGUCCCCGCACUCUAACUCCUCUGUCAGCGAGCACAAAAGGUCUCUUUCCGACCUGAAGUCGAACCCAGGAAUGAGUCCAGAUCACAACGCCACCUCGCCCGUUUCCCAGCAUCACCAACAGCAACAGCAGCAACAUCUCAUGGUGCAGCACCACGCGGUUCUUGCGCACGACGCGCACUUGAAACCUGAGCAUCACUACGCUUUCAACCACCCGUUCUCCAUCAACAACCUCAUGUCGUCCGAGCAGCAGCAUCAUCACAAAAUGGACUUGAAAACUUACGAGCAGGUGAUGCACUACGGCUACAGCUCGCCGAUGGCCGGCGCGCUCUCCAUGGGCUCCAUGGCGGCGAAAGCGGGCUUCGACUCAUCGCCGUUAGGAGCUGACACCACAUCCUAUUACCAAGGCGUGUACUCGAGACCCAUCAUGAACUCAUCCUAG
Messenger RNA from Neoarius graeffei (lesser salmon catfish), 1285 nucleotides. It is a transcript of the gene foxa2, whose product is annotated as forkhead box A2. The transcript has 2 exons. Gene Ontology annotation, biological process: regulation of transcription by RNA polymerase II; anatomical structure morphogenesis; cell differentiation. NCBI's taxonomy places the organism in Eukaryota, Metazoa, Chordata, Actinopteri, Siluriformes, Ariidae. The coding region runs from base 23 to 1285 and encodes 420 amino acids. Gene Ontology annotation, molecular function: DNA-binding transcription factor activity, RNA polymerase II-specific; RNA polymerase II cis-regulatory region sequence-specific DNA binding; transcription factor binding. The record is from RefSeq and is a predicted model, not a curated record.